Molecule: messenger RNA, 180 nt
Organism: Clunio marinus
Lineage: Eukaryota; Metazoa; Arthropoda; Insecta; Diptera; Chironomidae
Source: the annotation of a GenBank genome assembly
AUGGAAGAUUCUGAAACAGGAAGAAUACAUAAAAUCAGGGAUUCACAUCAUCAUCACCAUCAUCUUCUAUUAAACACCAAAUGUCAAUAUUUAUUCUCGUAUCAAAAUUCAAAAGAAAAUCAUUGCAUUCUCAUAAGAUUUCGAGAAGGAAAAUCUAAUAAGCAAUUCUCAUUGAAAUGA